AAUCACUGCAAGCAGAAACAGCCAUUGGGAGGGACAGAGGUAGUCCCUGAAAAUCACCAUGGCAUGGAAUAUAUAUAGGAUCUCCCUUAUUUUGCUUUCAGUGUUCUUGGCACAGCAAGUUUCUUCACAAGAUAUAUCAAGCUGUGCAGGGAGAUGUGGGGAAGGGUAUUCUAGGAAUCAUGGCUGCCAGUGUGAUAGUAGCUGCCUUCUCUACAUGGAGUGCUGCCCAGAUUACAAGACAAUCUGUGUUAGAGAACUAUCUUGCAAAGGACGAUGCUCUGAGAGUUUUGAAAGGGGGAGACCAUGUGACUGUGAUGCAGAUUGUGACAGAUACGGCAAGUGUUGUCCAGAUUAUGAAGAAGCAUGUUUAGUAGUUCCGACUACUCCGGCACCGACCACGACCACCACGGUCCCAACAACAACUACAACGACCACAACCACGCCUCUGCCAAGAACCACCACGCCCAAACCAUCAACUACAACACCAAAGCCAAAGUCUACAACCAAACGUUCUCCCAAACUUAAGCCCAAGCCCAAACCCAAGCCUAAACCCAAACCCAAACCCAAACUGAAACCUAAACCCAACCCUCCAAAGAAGAAAAAGAAGCAAAAGAAAGUGUCUCAUGAAAUUAUGGAAGAACAUUCUGAACAGUCCUCUUCAUCCUCCACCUCCUCGAAGAUUCGGAGAACUAUGGCUUCAUCAACAAAUUCUGACGAUAAGCUCAAGAAGAAGAAGAAGAAGGGUAAAACCGACGAGGAAUUGGAAGAAGAAGAAGAACUGAAUGAAUCAAAGAAGUCAUCAUUAAAAUCUUUAAAAUCCAAAGCUGUGAAAGUGAUUUCAGAGGAGGAUGGCAGCGGAAUCGACAAUGCAGUGACAACAGUAGCUACCACGUCGACGACAACAACGCAGCCUUCGACCACAACCACCCUGCCUUCAACUACAACCACGACCAAGCUGCCUACGACGACGACAACCACAACAAAGCUACCUACGACCACGACCAAGCUUCCUACUACAACCACCACCACAAAGCUUCCUACAACCACCACCGCAACCACCACCACAACACAGCCUACGACGACAACGAAGCAGACAACAACUACGACCAAGCAGCCUACUACGAUGACCACAACAAAGCUUCCUACUACCACAACGGAACUACCUUCUACGACUACAAAGCAACCUGACACAAAGAAAACCACCCCAGGAAAUAAAGGUAUUACAACAACUCCUUUGUCUGAAGAUCAUGUUAGCCAAAGCCCAUCUCCCCAACCUGAUAAAGUGACCACAUCCAACAGAAUUGCUACCACAAAACCAUUAAGCUUGCCAUCCAGCACUACUUCCGGUAUCAGUGAGGCAUUGAUAAUGUCUACUGUGGCUAGUGAUAGCAUAAGCAAAGACACAAGCUCUGCUGCUUUGAAAACCACCAUUACUCCACCUAAAAGUACAACAACAAAAUCCAAGAGAGACACCACUACUGUAGCUAUGGAAGCAACAUCAAGAGCUGGUAGAGACAUGACCAGUGCAGAUAGCCACGUUGCAACAACAGUGCAAAACAAUAAAGCAACAGAUGAAACUAAUAGAAGAGAUAUAACUACUGCAAAUAAAGAGACUGUAGUAACAAACAAAGACACAGUUAGAAAUGCAGACACUUCAAUAACUGAUAAAUCCAUCACAACAAACACAGUAACUGAAACAGCCACAGGUAAUAAAGAUGCAACAACACAAGCCAGGGCAGAGUCUGCUACUGUAGUUGGAGAGACUGUAACAACAGGAGAAAGCAAGGGAAAGUUUGCAGGCAGUGAGACCGUAGUAACUACAACAACGAAUGCUCUGACUGGCAAAGAGACCACUACUGCAGAUAAGAAAACAACAUCUGCAGAAAAAACAGAAGCCAAAGCUUCUAGUCAGGAGCUAACUACAGAAGAUAAGGAAGAUAGUACAGUUGAAACCAAAAACAGUAGGGCUUCUGAUAGAAAAAAGAUAACCACCCGUGUCACAGAUUCAACUGCAGCUGAUUCAAAAGAGACUGAUGUAGGUGAUAAAGAGACAACUACACUUGUGAAAGAGACGACUAUAGAGAAUAAGGAAACAGCAACAAACUCUAAAGAGAAAUCUGUUACCAAGAAAAAGAGUUCUACUAUUAUUAAAGAAAUAAUUACAUCUGCUGAAAUGACGGCUUCAGAAAACCCCAAAGAUUCAAGCACGACUGCUUUUACUGAGAGGAUGUCAACUACAGAGUUGGCAGCCUUAGAUGAUGGCUCUGUUUCACCAUCGAGUACAAAAGACACAGACACAAAAGAAAUAGGAGCUACAUCUCAGACUGUCAGGGAACCUAAGCCAACUCAGAAAUCAACUAAUGAGCCAGUUAACUCGGUGAGUCCACAAGACCAACAAACAAACUUAUUCUCAACAACUCCCGCUACUCUGUUCACAGAUACACCUCAGUCUGAGGGAAAUUUUAGAAGUGCCAGGACAGAAAGGAGUACUACAGUCACAGAGACAACACAGACUGAGCCGCCAAGUGACUUAGGCAACCUUGAUGAUAAAAAUGGCAGACCAGUCACAGAUGUAACAACAGCACAGAUUGAUCCAAUAAAUCACACACCCGGCCUUGGUGGCGAUGAUACAGCUGAGAGUCCAGAAGGGACAACUAUCAAUUCAGAAACAGCAAUUCAGGGAGAUCCAACAAGUGGCACACCUACUCCCGAUAGUAAUGUUCAGGAUGACAAACCAGAAGAGACCACUGCAGUUGAAGAUACAUUGAUAACAAGUGACACAGCAAGUUCUAAUGAUAAGAUUGACAAAGUAGAAAGUGGCACCAGCAUCACUACUACCACAACACAGACUGAUCAAGGUGAUACAACCAGUCCUGACGGUGCUGAUAAAGAUGACAAACCAGAAGGGACUUCUACAAUCACUGAGACAACAGCAACAACACCACAGACUGAUCUGGGUGACACAACCAAUCCUGGAGUCCCAGGGACAUCAAUAACACAGACUACUCCAGGUGAUGGAACUAAUCCUGAUGAGGUUGAUAAAAGUGACAAACCAGAAGGGACCACUACAGUCACUGAAACAACAAUAAUACAGACUGACCCAGGUGACACAACCAAUCCCAAUGGUAUUCCUGGAGUCCCAGGGACAUCAAUAACACAGACUACUCCAGGUGAUGGAACUAAUCCUGAUGAGGUUGAUAAAAGUGGCAAACCAGAAGGGAGCACUACAGUCACUGAAACAACAAUACUACAGACUGAUCCAGGUGACACAACCAAUCCUGAUGGUAUUCCUGGAGUCCCAGGGACAUCAAUAACAAAGACUACUCCAGGUGAUGGAACUAAUCCUGAUGAGGUUGAUAAAAGUGGCAAACCAGAAGGGAGCACUACAGUCACUGAAACAACAAUACUACAGACUGAUCCAGGUGACACAACCAAUCCUGAUGGUAUUCCUGGAGUCCCAGGGACAUCAAUAACACAGACUACUCCAGGUGAUGGAAUUAAUCCUGAUGAGGUUGAUAAAAGUGACAAACCAGAAGGGACUACUACAGUCACUGAAACAACAAUAAUACAGACUGAUCCAGGUGACACAACCAAUCCCGAUGGUAUUCCUGGAGUCCCAGGGACAUCAAUAACACAGACUACUCCAGGUGAUGGAACUAAUCCUGAUGAGGUUGAUAAAAGUGGCAAACCAGAAGGGAGCACUACAGUCACUGAAACAACAAUACUACAGACUAAUCCAGGUGACACAACCAAUCCUGAUGGUAUUCCUGGAGUCCCAGGGACAUCAAUAACACAGACUACUCCAGGUGAUGGAAUUAAUCCUGAUGAGGUUGAUAAAAGUGACAAACCAGAAGGGACCACUACAGUCACUGAAACAACAAUAAUACAGACUGAUCCAGGUGACACAACCAAUCCCGAUGGUGUUCCUGGAGUCCCAGGGACAUCAAUAACACAGACUAUUCCAGGUGAUAGAACUACUCCUGAUGAGGUUGAUAAAAGUGACAAACCAGAAGGAACUACUUCAGUCACUGAGACAACAAUAAUACAGAUGGAUCCAGGUGACACAGUGAAGCCUGACAGUGUAGAUAAAAAUGACAAACCAGAAGGGACUACUACAGUCACAGCGACAACAAUAAUACAGACGGAUCCAGGUGACACAACCAACCCUGACAAUGUAGAUAAAGGUGGCAAACCAGAAGGGACUACUACAGUCACAGAGACAAUAAUAGCACAGACAGAUCCACUUAGUGGAACACCCAGCCCUGUUGGUGAUGAUAAAGAUGAUAGGCCAGAAGGGACUACCACAGUCACAGAGACAACACUAAUACAGACCGAUCCAGGUGACACAGCCAAGCCUGAUGACAUUGAUAAAAGUGACAAACCAGAAGAGACUACUACAGUCACAGAGACAACAAUAAUACAGACCGAUCCAGGUGACACAACCAAGCCUGACGGUGUUGAUAAAAGUGACAAACCAAAAGAGACUACUACAGUCACAGAGACAACAAUAAUACAGACCAAUCCAGGUGACACAACCAAGCCUGACGGUGUUGAUAAAAGUGAUAAACCAGAAGGAACUACUAGAGUCACAGAGACAACAAUAAUACAAACUGAUCCAUCUAGUGGAACACCAAGCCCUGUUGAUGAUAAAAAAGACAGACCAGAAAUUAUCACUACAGUCAAAGAGACAAUAGUUACCGUGACUACCCCUCAAAGUGGCACACCCAGCCCUGAUGAUCAGAGCAACAGGCCUGAAGUAACUACGGUAACAGAGACUAUAAUAACAGAGAUUAAUCCAAUCAGCCCUAGCAAUGCUAAUGAAAACAGUCCUUCAACAAGGAAUCCAGGGACCCCAGAAAAAACACCAAACCCCAAGCCGCCAAAUGAUCAGCCAAAUCCCAAAGGUGACGAGAACAAUGACAAACCAGGAGAUACUACAAAAGUAACAGAGACAACAAUAAUUACACAGCCCAAGGCACCCAGUGAAACACCAAGUCCCAAUCAAAGUGACAACCCAGACAAGCCAACUCAAGUCACACAGACAACUACAACCAUCAAAACAGAAUCCAAACCACUGAGUGAUUCCCCUAACCCUGAGGAAAGUGACAAGCCAGAUAGCAUUACUACAGUUACAAAAACAACUACAACUACCACAACAGAAUCAAAUCCCAGUUCACCUAACCCAGAUGACAAUCCUAAAAAUGGCAAGUCAGAAGUUAUCACUAAAAUUACACGGAUAGUAACAACUACUACAACUACAAGCACCACCCAAACAAAUACAACUGAACAUCCAGAAACAACCACCCGUGAUGUUACAACUAAUACAAAAAUUGAUCUUGUUUCAGAUAGAGAACCCACCAAGGAAACUCCAACUAACAAGAAUACAAACACUACAGUAACACAGGUGACUACAACUUCCUUGAAAACAUCAAAACCUCCUGACACCCCAUCCCCGACUGUAGACAAGACUACACCGUAUACCUCCACUUUGCCCACCAUACUUAUACCUACGAGAAGAAAAACAGUGACCUAUCAUCCCACUACGACACACACCACAAUCUCUACAGCAAGGCUUCCCGAUUGGAUUGCCAACCUAACUGCAGAGUACGUUCGACCGGAAAAGUUUGUCACACCCCUGUUGUACAAAGAUGUACCUCAAGAGAUGAACUUAUGCAACCGGAAGCCGGCAGAUGGGAUAGUCCCUUUACAAAAUGGAUCACUGGCUGUAUUCAGAGGUCAUUACUACUGGUUGCUGAAUGGAACGAGUCCACCAUCACCUUGCCCCCGUAAAAUCACAGAGGUGUGGGGUAUCCCCUCUCCCAUCGACACAGUCUUCUCUAGAUGCAACUGUGAUGGCAAAACCUUCUUUUUUAAGGAUUCCCAGUACUGGCGCUUCACCAAUGAUAAAAUGGAUUCUGGCUAUCCCAAGGCAAUUGUAAAAGGAUUUGGAGGACUGAAUGGAAAAAUUACAGGUGCCCUCUCUGUGGCUAAACACAAGAACAGGCCAGAAACGGUUUAUUUCUUCAAAAAAGGCGGCAACCUCCAGCAAUAUACCUACAAACAAGGAGGAACGAAGAAAUGCAGCAAAAAGAAAGUGGUGACUGUGAAUUAUCCGGCUUACAAACCAAAAGCUGUGAUUAGGAAAAGGCGGCGGCGCUUUGAACGUUCAGUAAGACCGGCUCAAAUUCUCCGAACCGUCAGAGUCCAGCAUCGCCCAGUUGUUCAGUUCAGGCAUCAGCCAACUGGAGUCUUGCAGCCAGAGGUCAAAGUUGCUUCAUAUUGGAGAGGAUUCCCAAAAGAAGUGAAUUCUGUUAUAUCGGUUCCAAGUGAUCAGAAGCCAGAUGGUUAUGAUUACUAUGCUUUUUCUAAAGAUCAAUACUACAGCGUGGACGUGGGCAGCAGAAUAGCAAGACCAGUCACACUACAGACCGGGCAGACUGUGUCCGGAGCUUGGUACAAGUGCCCUUUAGAGUGAUUUGGAACCUCCAAGAGCUGAAACAAAGAC
This is a messenger RNA of Zootoca vivipara (common lizard), 6505 nucleotides long. NCBI's taxonomy places the organism in Eukaryota, Metazoa, Chordata, Lepidosauria, Squamata, Lacertidae. The record is from RefSeq and is a predicted model, not a curated record.